This is a messenger RNA of Oncorhynchus gorbuscha (pink salmon), 581 nucleotides long. RefSeq names its product protein kinase C beta type-like. The transcript has 3 exons. Gene Ontology annotation, biological process: protein phosphorylation. The record is from RefSeq and is a predicted model, not a curated record. Gene Ontology annotation, molecular function: protein serine/threonine kinase activity; ATP binding. The annotation marks the transcript as partial. NCBI's taxonomy places the organism in Eukaryota, Metazoa, Chordata, Actinopteri, Salmoniformes, Salmonidae.
CCUCCCUUCGACGGUGAGGACGAGGAUGAGUUGUUCCAGUCCAUCAUGGAGCAUCACGUCUCCUACCCCAAGUCUAUGUCCAAGGAAGCUGUCGCCAUCUGCAAAGGGUUGAUGACCAAGCACCCUGGGAAGCGUCUGGGCUGUGGUCCGGAGGGGGAGCGAGACAUCAGGGACCACGGGUUCUUCCGCUAUAUGGACUGGGACAAAGUGGAGAACAAGGAAGUACAACCGCCAUUCAAACCCAAAGCUUGCGGGCGCGAGGCAGAGAACUUUGAUCGUUUCUUCACCCGCCACCCCCCAGUCCUGACCCCCCCAGACCAGGAGGUCAUCAUGAACCUGGACCAGGAAGAGUUCCAGGGGUUCUCCUUCGUUAACCCAGAGUACCCCUCUGUUACUGAGGAGGAGUCUGCAGAGAGCUAGGACACACUCUCGUUAACCCAGAGUACCCCUCUGUUACUGAGGAGGAGUCUGCAGAGAGCUAGGACACACUCUCCUUAACCAACACACACACACUCCUUAACCAACACACACACACUCCUUAACCAACACACACACACUCCUUAACCAACACACACACACUC